CACAACAAAUCAUAACACUCGGACAAUAGGCCUGGCUGUCCAAUGAGUUCCUAUUUUGUAAACUCAACUUUCCCUGUGUCUCUCCCCGGAGGACAGGAGUCCUUUUUGGGUCAGAUACCGCUAUAUUCCUCCGGAUAUACCGACCCUUUAAGACACUAUCCCAGCGGCACAUACGGAGCUUCCAAUGUUCAAGACAAGGUUUACCCAUCCUCCUAUUACCAGCAAGGUACGGGAGUUUACGGUCGGACUGCAACCGGCGCAACCGACUACACAAGUAGUUUUUACCGAGACGCUGAGCGCUCGUGUCCGCUCGGGGGACUGGAUGAGCACCCGCUUGUGUUAACGCAGGACCAGUGCAAGACCGACUGUUCGGAACAAAACACAGACAGAUACCCAGGCGGCGAUGACAAGUUGUGCACUCCAGUUUACCCCUGGAUGCAACGAAUGAACUCUUGUAACGGGCCCUCGGGUCACACUGGCCGCAGGGGUCGUCAGACGUACACGCGCUUUCAGACACUGGAGCUGGAGAAGGAGUUUCAUUUCAAUCGGUAUCUAACCCGUCGACGCAGAAUCGAGAUCUCUCACGCUCUAUGCCUAACGGAACGGCAGAUAAAAAUAUGGUUCCAGAAUCGUAGGAUGAAGUGGAAAAAGGAAAAUAAAGUGAUAAACUCCACGAAGCCCAUCGAAGAGGAGGAUGGCGACACGAAGAAGGAGUAAAGAUGAACUGAUAUUGGUCAUUCUAAAAGAAUGAAUAAUUCCAUGAUUUAAUUUAAAAUGUGCGUGAUGUGUCAUAAGUAAAAAUCUUAUUACCAGUUAAGAAAAAGCUAGGCCUGUCUAUCCAAGAAAUACGACAAAGGCUAUCACGACAACAAUUUCAAUGAUAGAACAUUUGGCUUUAUCGUAGAACUUGUCUUCUGGAAUCCAGAGGUUCCCCUCUGCCUUGUUGAAACUACCUAAACUGCCAAGAGCUUAUAUUUUAUUAUUCUGUUUUUUUUUGUGUUUGUAGUAUUGUCAAUAGCAUAGAUAUCUAAGGACAAAGUCACUAAAUCAGCGUGCACAUUUUGAACUUUGUCCAUCUUUACCUAAUAAAUUAUCUCGCGCGCUCUUCGUGAGAUGACAUUUUGCACCUGUAUUUGAAAUGUUUUGUACAAUACUUAUUUAUUAUUUUGUCAUGUGUCCGUGUAGCUACAUGUAACUUCGAAAUAGCGU
This is a messenger RNA of Alosa sapidissima (American shad), 1209 nucleotides long. RefSeq names its product homeobox B6b (gene hoxb6b). The transcript is spliced from 2 exons. The record is from RefSeq and is a predicted model, not a curated record. Bases 43 to 717 code for a protein of 224 amino acids. Lineage: Eukaryota; Metazoa; Chordata; Actinopteri; Clupeiformes; Clupeidae. Gene Ontology annotation, cellular component: nucleus. Gene Ontology annotation, molecular function: RNA polymerase II cis-regulatory region sequence-specific DNA binding; DNA-binding transcription factor activity, RNA polymerase II-specific. Gene Ontology annotation, biological process: anterior/posterior pattern specification; regulation of transcription by RNA polymerase II.